AUGGAGCCUCCUCCGAUCUUCAGUGCAGACGCAACUGUCGCCUUCCUUUCAGGGAAGACUCGCCGAGUGCUUACUCUCCAGCUGCCGUCUCUCGAAACGUCUUCUGACAGCUUUCCUACGAAUAUCAGAGAUCCGCAAAAGUCACUCAAACCUGGUGAAAAGGUUGACUGGUAUCUUCGUGAUGACUUGGCAGCAGUCAAUAUCUAUCGGGCCAAGCUUGGUGAUUUAGUUGCCGAAGAAUUUGGGUUCCAUGGAACUGAGGACUGGAUGCUUCGAGAUCUCCCUACUGGAUAUGCUAUCUUCACAUCUCAGAAGGGAACAGUUGACGACAAGGGAAAGCUUGUCAUCGAGCGCCAGGAUUCGUAUCUCUACGGCCACCAAUCUGGAGCUAGAUACCGUUCACCAAAGGAGUUUCUACCACAUGUUGCCAGUAUCAUCAGACAAAACGAGGAUUCUCUAAGUGGUCUCCCAAGAAACACCACGAUCACCCACGAUCCACUUUACGCGUGCAGUUGCCAACACUGCACCAAAAAGACCAGGCGACCAUCCCAAACCACAAUGUCGCGUCAAGCCGAGUUAAUCUCCAAGAGCAGAUCAAUCGCAAUCAUGGCUAACUACCAGCAUGCCCUUUCCGAGAGGCGCCAGGACCUCAACGAUGGGGCCUGGAGGUUCCGCCAAGGUGAGUUGGUGUGGGUGUUCGAGGCACCCAGAAAACCCACUGGUUCCGGGGACCUCGAAGAGCCCCUCAGGCUCUCCGAUCCAUCGGACCCCGAUGGCACCUUUGGUGCGGGAGGGAGAUGGAUCGCCGGCUAUAUCGUCGGGUCGUCGACGGCCGUUGUCAUGGGUUCGACCAAACCCAUGACAAUCGACGACUAUGCCGACGCAUACAUGGUCGACGAGCCUGAGGGGACCCACUACCGGAUCCAGAAGUGCGGUAGUGACAAUUACGUCAAGGACUACAACCUAAGAUAUGUCCUGCCAUGGGCCAAGACUCCAGUUAAAGAUGACGCUCGCGGAAUUGUCAUCGACCAUGUCUCGAGGGGGGCCGCCAUGAGGCCCUCCAUGGCGGUUUUUCAGGUCGCUCGUAAGAACGUCGCACCAUCGUUCGAUGGGGCCAAGAUCAUCUACGAGCUGGAGGGUGUUUUCUUCGGCCCGGAGAAAAUCUGGGUCGGGGAUGCAAUUCGCAUCCAAAAGAAAAACCCGCCGCCACCGGACAUGUCUGUCUGGGACCCAGCUUCGCAUGGCCUUAUGGUCAUCCGUAAGCUAGGUCUCGCCGUGGGCCACACUGAGGGCCAGCCAGAUAAUACUCUCAGGUAUAUCACUCUCUACUUCGUCGGCGAUCUUCUUUCCACGGAUCCUCCUCGUCCUCUCGAUCCGAUCCCCUUUGAGAUCCCAUUCUACCUGGAGAAAGCCGGUACAGACUACGGUAAAUGGGUUGGCAGUGCCGAUUCCGAGAGCAAAUCGAUGGAAGGGAUUGUCAGCGCACCUGUGGUCUUGAGUCGAUACUAUGACCCGAGAAUAAUGCAACUAAUUGACACUAACUAUCAGACCAUCGAUUCUGUCAUCAGGGUCGAUGGAAUCAUGAACGAUCGUGCCCUGUCCUGUGGGUUCACUCUCCUAAACGGAGAAAGCCUUCGUCCUCCCACUACUAUUGCUCCGUUGGCUCGCAACAAUCACAUGGGAACUCCAGCUAUGGAAACUCCUGGACCGGAAGAUGAACACCAAUCUCGAGAUUCUGGCGAAAGGCAGAAGCGUCCAAAACUCCACUGA
Messenger RNA from Orbilia oligospora ATCC 24927, 1770 nucleotides. RefSeq lists its product as uncharacterized. The record is from RefSeq and is a predicted model, not a curated record. Gene Ontology annotation, biological process: silent mating-type cassette heterochromatin formation. The coding region runs from base 1 to 1770 and encodes 589 amino acids. The transcript has 4 exons. Gene Ontology annotation, cellular component: rDNA heterochromatin; SHREC complex. Lineage: Eukaryota; Fungi; Ascomycota; Orbiliomycetes; Orbiliales; Orbiliaceae.